Anopheles aquasalis is the source of this 940-nucleotide messenger RNA. RefSeq lists its product as uncharacterized. The record is from RefSeq and is a predicted model, not a curated record. Lineage: Eukaryota; Metazoa; Arthropoda; Insecta; Diptera; Culicidae.
UAUUGCGUAGCAGCGGUGAAAAGUGUUCGAAGGUAUCGAAUCGGCUAAAAUGUAUCCAAAUCCAAUGUGGUUCAAGGGGAGACCGGCGAAGAAUCCUCGACGAUCAGGAUCUCAGAGAAUGGAUCGAGGAUCAGCAUCCUACAGUGGAUAUGCAUCUGUGCCAUCCAGAACAUCUCAGCUCGCUUCUGCAUUUCAUCUGGCUUCUACACUUCGGCCGGCCACCGUACCUCAGCCGGCCACUGCACUUCAGCCGGCCACUGCCCCUAAGCCAUCCUCAGGAUCAGCAUCCUACAGUGGAUAUGCAUCUGUGCCAUCCAGAACAUCUCAGCUCGCUUCUGCAUUUCAUCUGGCUUCUACACUUCGGCCGGCCACCGUACCUCAGCCGGCCACCGCACUUCAGCCGGCCACUGCACUUCAGCCGGCCAUGGGCAAUGUGCCGCCAACAGCAGCGCCGCGUUCCCGCCAUCCACCCGAUCGUCAUGCUAGUUAUAAAAAGCGUCUUGAGGCACAAUCCAUGGAAAUCGUAUUGCAAUCGUUGGAAAUGAUGGCAAGUUUACCUUCAAUCACAUCAAUACAACGGCAACGUGCUGCAACAAGCAGCGGGAGGGUUUUUGCCCAAUUUUUAGGCAAUUUAUUGGACGACAUGUCGCCGCGGAAAUCUAUGAUGGCGCAAGAGGCUAUAAGGCGCUACGUCAAGAAGCUAUAAACGGAGGAAUUUACGGAACAGGUCGGACUGGAAGUCGUAACAAUCGAGAGCGGUAGUAAUAGGGAUUAGGACAUUCAUCAGCACUUUCUAAGCACGUUAGUUGUUAAGGUAUGAAUUAUUGAAUUAUUAUUCCAGCAAGAAUUAAUGAUUAAUCAGUGAAUUUUUGUACCGCAGUCCUUUCAACAACCGAACUAUUUUCUCACAUAAUAUCGAAAUAAACAGCGGGAUACUCUG